ACUCUCAUUUAUCUUAAAGGUUAUAUCGUUCGUAUUAAAAAAAAAAUCAUUUUCAUUCAUUUUUGAUAAAUUUGAGUGUAGAUUUGCCCAGAAAAACUGAUUUUUACUGAGUUCUACCGGUAAUCGUUAUGUUUUCGUUACAAAAUCAAAAUCAGGCAUUCGCAAGUCUAACCCAUGUUGGCACAAAAAUAUCGUCAAGUUCCGGACUGUUUUUCUGCAAGAAAGGCGCCAACAAGUCAAAAAAAGUCUCCCAAAUUCUAUGCUUCGACAGCUUCUCUGAAACAUUAAAGAAUUGUGACAUUUCAUUUGGAGAACAUUUAAAAGAGGAUUUAGUUAAUAAUCCAUUCUUAAGCAAUUUACACAUUUCAUGCAGUGCUGGCGAUAAUUCAUUUCAGUCUAAAUUUUCCAAUAGAAAUCUAAAAAAUGCUGUUCCUACACUGAUUGUAAGAAAUCGAAAGAAUGUCCAAGUAACCCACAGUUUUUAUCAGAAAUUGGUAAAGGGGAUAUUAAAUGAAAAUAAAUUCACUUUUAACAUUCAAUGUAGAGGUUUCAAGACUGAGCGCAGUAUCAAGGCAGAACAGGAACGCAAUCCAUCAUUAAUAAGUCGCAUGAGGAAUAAUGUAAGCGAUUCGAUUGAACUUACCAGUAAAGUAGGUCCUAUUCCUGCAUUGGACUCAGAGAAAUUGAAACACAUGCUCUUAUCAAAUGAUACAAAUUUGAAUGAAGGUGAAAAACAAAGAAUCAAGGUAGCUUUUGCUGAAGGUUAUUUAUUGGGGAAUACGGGAAAUAACAAAAGUGGAAAAGCAUCCAAAUAUUUCAGAAUCAUUCAACAAGUAUUAACAAUUGCAAUAUUCCUGGCCAUAGUAAGUUUAAUGGCAAGUGCUGGGGGAUCAGUAUUUAGAAUUUCACUUGGAAGUCAGUUGGAAGUUGAUCCAGAAGAGAUUCAUGUUACUUUUGAAGAUGUGAAGGGAGUUGACGAGGCAAAACAGGAGCUGAAAGAUGUUGUGGAAUUUCUAAAAAAUCCUGAUAAAUUUUCAAAUUUAGGCGGUAAAUUGCCAAAAGGAGUUCUCCUUGUUGGUCCACCAGGCACUGGGAAGACAUUGUUGGCUAGAGCAGUUGCAGGUGAAGCUGGUGUUCCAUUUUUCCAUGCAGCAGGACCAGAAUUUGAUGAGGUUUUGGUUGGGCAGGGUGCUCGGAGGGUCAGAGAUUUAUUUAAAGCAGCAAAGGAAAGAGCUCCAUGUGUAAUAUUUAUUGAUGAAAUUGAUUCAGUUGGUUCAAAACGAACCAAUAGUGUUCUUCAUCCAUAUGCCAAUCAAACUAUAAACCAAUUACUUAGUGAAAUGGACGGCUUUCAUCAAAAUGAAGGAGUUAUAGUUUUGGGAGCAACAAAUAGAAGGGAAGAUUUGGAUCAAGCCUUGUUAAGACCUGGCCGAUUUGAUGUUGAAGUAACAGUUCCUGCACCAGAUUUUACAGGAAGAAAGGAAAUCUUAAAUUUGUAUUUGAGCAAAGUUCUCGCCAAAGAGGUUGAUUUGGAACUCUUGGCUAGAGGUACCACAGGUUUCACUGGCGCUGAUCUAGAAAAUAUGGUAAACCAAGCUGCAUUGAGAGCUGCUAUAGAUGGCGCUGAUUACGUAAGCAUGAAACAUUUAGAAUCAGCCAGGGAUAAAGUCUUAAUGGGACCUGAAAGAAAAUCUAGAAUUCCAGAUGAAGAGGCCAACUUAAUCACUGCCUACCAUGAGGGAGGACAUGCCAUAGUUGCUUAUUAUACAAAAGAUAGCCAUCCUUUACACAAGGUUACAAUUAUACCAAGGGGUCCCAGCUUGGGCCACACAGCCUACAUUCCUGAAAAAGAAAGAUAUCACGUUACAAAAUCUCAACUUUUGGCCAUGAUGGAUACAAUGAUGGGCGGAAGGGCUGCAGAAGAGUUAGUUUUUGGCAUGGACAAAAUUACAUCAGGGGCCAGUUCAGAUCUGCAACAGGCCACAUCUAUAGCAACCCAUAUGGUGAAAGAUUGGGGUAUGUCUGAGAAAUUAGGACUCAGAACCAUUACGGAAAAUCCAAAGAGCUUCCAUCAAGAGCAACUGGGCCCAUCUACGAACGAAUUGGUGGACAAUGAAAUCAAAAGGAUUUUAAUGGAAAGUUAUGAAAGGGCAAAACAUAUAUUGAAAUCUCACGCAAAGGAACAUAAAGCGCUAGCAGAAGCAUUAAUGAAAUACGAAACUUUGGAUGCGGAAGAUAUUAAAGCAAUUAUGGCUGACAAAAUUGCAGAAAAAUCGUAACAUUGCAGAUAUGAAGCAUAUUUGACUUUUUAGAUAACUUAAUGUGGCUGCAAUUGUUAAAGCAGUAAAAAUAUUUUUCCUACAUUUAUUUAUUAAUUGCAGACAUAAAAGCAGUAGCACUUAAAUCUGUUUUAUUUCUUUAUUUUUAUUUAAGUGACUUUUGGGAUCACAUUCAGAGAGCUGCAAUUUCAGGCUUUGGUCUUCAAUAAUAUACAGCAUGUUAAAAGUCAGAUUUAAUAUUUGUUAUAGUAUUUAGCUACUUACUCUCUUAAGUCCAUUUGAAAAGUUUAAAGGAAUCAAUAGAAAUUAAAGAUAAAAGAUGAUGCAAUGGGCCACUUCAACCAAAAUUACUAAAUAGCCAUUAUUUUAAAAAUUAAAAAUAUUUUAUAUUUACCUUAAAAGUACAAGAUUACGUAUUAGAUGCCGACCUCCCCUAUGAAUUUUUUUAAGCUAAGCUAUAUUUGUUUACUAAAGUGUACAGAAUAUAGUAGUGUAUUUUUAUAAGGAUAAAACAUUUUAUAGGGCGUAUCAGAAAAAUUUGUGGUAAACCAAUAUUAUUUAAACAAUUAUUUCUUAAAAUAAACUUUAAACGAUCACAAAUCAUGUAUAUUAUCAAGCAGGUCUUCCCCAUGUACCUUUAAAACACUAUAUACGGUAGCGGUGCAGGCUGUUAAAAAAUGAUAAGCUUGUACAUUUUUUUAUUCUUUUUAAAAAUACCCUAUAUUCUUUAUCAAUUAGUAAAAAAUAGAUUCCUUGUGACUUAAAAAAUAAAAAAGUUACACGAGUAUAUCUAAUCAACAAUCCAAUAAAUUCAAAAAUUAUCUGUGUUACAAUUUUAAGGCCCAGUUAAAUUUUAUUAGACAAAAUUGAUGAUGAAAAACUCCUUAUUUUCAGUUUUAAUCUCACUGUUGCCUUUGAAGUAAAGUAGGGAUACCUGAAUGUGGAAAUAAAUAUGUAUGUCUUUCUUUUGAUAUCCUGUUGGUUUUUAUUAUAAUGGAGAAGAAAUAUUGUAUUUCAUUCUCCAUAUUACCAUAGUGCUAUUAUAUACUUUAAAUAAUCGAAAAUAAGUUUUAAGUUUUGUCGCUUGUUUAAAAGAAAGAUCUAGUGUGAACCAUAACUCCUUGUAUAAUAAAACUAUUUUAUAUUAGAAGAAUUAGAUUUAAUUAGUUGUAAACUUUUAAAUUUGUUUUAAUUGUUAUAUACAUCUGAUGCACAAAAAAUGAAACUGAACAUCUUUUCAACCAAAACAUUUUUGAAGCUCCAAAUGCAAGCGCAUAGAAAACAUUUGAAAGCUGAAAAACUGAAUUUGUUUGUACAAUUUUUAUGGAAACUUUUAAUUUGAACCCAAUCCACUGAACAGACGCGAAUACAAUAUGGAAUAUUGUGACUAGAAAUCCAAAUAUUUUCUGUAACUGUAGAGGGUGGCUCAAAUUCGACGUUUAUUAUUGGGAUUCGGAAACCGGAAGAGAUACAGGGUCAAUGGAAGCAGAGUUGGGCAAUUUGAUGGUCAAUGAAAUGCCGUUUUGCAUUUAAAAAAUUCCCAAUCCUUCCAAAAAUAUUCGAAAAGAAAACCGAAUUUUUCAAUUUUGGUUUCUUGGAAAAACACAUUUUCAAGGCCACUUUUUCUGCUCUAUAACUCAGUAUGGCGGCUUUUGGCGACCAUCAUGAACUUAAUUUUUCUAAAUACGGACUUGAUUUUUAAUUGAAUUAAAUUCUUUUAUCACUAAAAAUACGAUAUAUCGUCUCUUUAAAUGUUUGCCGUCGUUUUGUACAGAAUAUUCCAUUACAAGAAAAUGUUAUAUUUAUUUAACCGUAAUACAAUAGCACAAAUUGUUUAUACAAACUGAUUUGUCGUUUCCUUUUUUUGUAUCAUGUUUAAUUUCAUGAAAGUUUCUGUUAAUAAAGUAAUUUCAGAUGUUAAAUAUCAAUUAGUUGCAAUAAAAACAUCACGAAAGUGUAAUAAUUUUAUUUUAUUUUUUUUACCUUCUCACUAAAAAAUGUAGUUCAGGGCCGUAUUAUG
Messenger RNA from Cylas formicarius (sweet potato weevil), 4299 nucleotides. It is a transcript of the gene YME1L, whose product is annotated as ATP-dependent zinc metalloprotease YME1L. Gene Ontology annotation, cellular component: mitochondrial inner membrane. The record is from RefSeq and is a predicted model, not a curated record. NCBI's taxonomy places the organism in Eukaryota, Metazoa, Arthropoda, Insecta, Coleoptera, Brentidae. The transcript is spliced from 10 exons. Gene Ontology annotation, molecular function: ATP-dependent peptidase activity; ATP hydrolysis activity; ATP binding. Gene Ontology annotation, biological process: protein quality control for misfolded or incompletely synthesized proteins; mitochondrion organization. The coding region runs from base 129 to 2279 and encodes 716 amino acids.